AUGAAACUUGAAGAAGUUAUUGCAGAUAUCAAAAAUUGUUUAGGCUUAGUAAACAAGCCAUGGGCAAUCGAAUUUGAUGAAAGCUCACAAGAUUAUGUGUACAAAUGCGCUAUAAUUGGUGGAAGUGGAACACCAAUUUGGGGAUCAGUAUUUUAUUUUACAAUUCAGCUCGAUAGCUCAGAUAUAAAUCACUUACCAACAGUUACUUUUGCUCCAGGAUUAAAUCAUCCUUUAAUUGAUUCAUCAAAUGGAAUAUUCCAUCAACAACAAGAUAUUUGCAUAAACGCUUAUAGUACUUCAAUGGAAAAAUAUCUCGAUACAAUAUAUUCUUUGUUGAUUUUAGAUAUUCCUCUUACAAAUCCAUUUAAUUCAGAUGUUUACCAGUCUUAUCAGAAUAAUCCAUCUAAGUUUUGGAUGCUUCUACAUCAUCAAGCAAACACGGUACUGGAAAAUCCAACAAGUACUGAUUAA
Molecule: messenger RNA, 471 nt
Organism: Trichomonas vaginalis G3
Lineage: Eukaryota; Parabasalia; Trichomonadida; Trichomonadidae
Product: UBC-like family
Exons: 1
Coding region: 1-471 (156 amino acids)
Source: RefSeq, a predicted model, not a curated record